This is a messenger RNA of Morus notabilis, 1744 nucleotides long. RefSeq lists its product as uncharacterized. The transcript is spliced from 5 exons. The record is from RefSeq and is a predicted model, not a curated record. The coding region runs from base 135 to 1478 and encodes 447 amino acids. NCBI's taxonomy places the organism in Eukaryota, Viridiplantae, Streptophyta, Magnoliopsida, Rosales, Moraceae.
CAGCUAAGAACUCUCUCUCACUCACUCACACACACUCUCUAUCCUCCCCAGUUCUUCAUUUCCCAUACCACCGGAACUUCCUCUCGCUCUCUCCCUCUCUCUCUCUCUCUCUCUCUCUCUCUCUCUCUUAAUCCAUGGCUGCCAGCAGCAGAGACGACCCUUUGGCCUUCACAAAUCCAUCAAUAUCAUCGUCUUCCUCCCCCAUCACCGUCUCCUCUGCCGACCCUCUCGACAGCUACCUCAACGACCGCGACAGCGCCGCCGCCUCCGGAAGCUUCCAGAACGACGGCGGCGGGAUCCUCGCCGACACCAGCGGCGGCAGCAGCAGCGACCUCGAGUUCGGCUUCUCGAGGCCCGAUUUUAGGGCGGAUCAGCACCAGCUGGCCGGCACGGUCGAGCUCUACGACCGCCAUGUCUUCCUCUGCUACAAGAACCCCCGCGUCUGGCCUCCCCGCAUCGAGGCCGCGGAGUUCGACCGCCUCCCCCGCCUCCUCUCCGCCGCCGUCUCCGCCAGGAAGCCCGAUAUCAAGAAACAGACCCGGUUAACGAUAUGUGAAGGACAUGACGGAACUGAAACAUCAAAUGGGGAUGUGUUGAUAUUUCCAGACAUGGUCAGAUACAGGAGAUUGACACAUUUUGAUGUCGAUACAUUUGUUGAAGAAGUGCUUGUGAAGGAUAGUGAAUGGCUGCCUAUGACUCCAGAACCACUAAAAGGUUUGUAUAUUUUUGUAUGUUGUCAUGGAUCCCGAGAUCGUCGAUGCGGAGUUUGUGGACCGGCGUUGGUCAAUAGAUUCAGAGACGAGAUAGAAUUACAUGGUCUUCUUGGUAAAGUGUCUGUUAGCCCAUGUUCACAUAUUGGGGGUCAUAAGUACGCUGGAAAUGUGAUUAUAUUUGGUCCAAAUAUCAAUGGAGAAGUAACUGGUCACUGGUAUGGAUAUGUUACUCCAGAUGAUGUAACUGCAUUGCUCGAGCUACAUAUUGGGAAAGGAGAAAUCGUUGACAGACUCUGGAGGGGUCAGAUGGGUUUAUCAGAGGAAGAACAAAGGGAAUCCCAAAACCGAAGGCUGCAGAUGAAUGGUGACACGAAUAUAGGAAAAGACACAAACAAGCAUACUGAAACAAGUACGAAUAGUCUUUCAAACACCAGUGCUUCGAGAUGUCAAGUCGAGGAGGUUAUGGGCUGUUGCCAGCAGGAAAAUGGAAACUCUUGCUGUCAAAACGCUGAGUUACCUGAGAAGACGCAUAGCUCGGAGGCAACUGCGGUAGCAAAGAAAGUGAGCACAGAAAAGAAAAGGAGCGGAAGGAAACUGCUCUCUCGGAUAAACAGUAGCAGCAAAGGGUCAUCAACGCGUAGGGUUUGCUCAAUGCCGACAUGGUUGGAUAGCUGGGAGCGUGAAGAUACAUAUGCAGCUUUAGCUGUUGCCUGCGCUGCUCUAUCGGUCGCCGUUGCUUAUAGCUGCUACAAACAGUUGAGAUAGCCUGCAAUGGUGAAGGAUGACUCUGUGCUUGAUCUAAAAGGCUGGAGAAAGACUUGCUGAAACAAAUGUUGUAGAAUGUGGGCUGGGGUUUUUGGAUGUAUUUCGAAUGUUUUUUUUUCUUCUUUUUUUAACUAAAGUUUGUGCUUGUGCAUAUGUGAAUGUUUUUCCAAUAUGUAUUUACUCCCAUACGAUUCUUUCCUUCACGAGCUUCUGGUUUUUGUAAUAUUAUUACUAUAUGAAAUGCAAUAGUUAUUUCUUAGCAUGGA